Messenger RNA from Pyricularia pennisetigena, 978 nucleotides. RefSeq lists its product as uncharacterized. NCBI's taxonomy places the organism in Eukaryota, Fungi, Ascomycota, Sordariomycetes, Magnaporthales, Pyriculariaceae. Gene Ontology annotation, biological process: protein transport; Golgi organization; intra-Golgi vesicle-mediated transport. The record is from RefSeq and is a predicted model, not a curated record. Bases 1 to 978 code for a protein of 325 amino acids. Gene Ontology annotation, cellular component: membrane; COG complex. The transcript has a single exon.
AUGAGUGGAGGGGUAGGUCUUGGGAUGCAACAGUUCCCCAGGUCGCCCGUCUCGCCGAGACAGACCACAUCCUACUCCGGUUUCCAGCUCCCAUCCUCAGGCUCCUCCCAGGCAUCAAACGACUCGGACUCAGACGAUGGCGCUCUACCUUUUCCGACCGCUCUCGCCAGAAAAGACUUUCUAGUACCCGACUUCGAUGCCGCCGCCUACCUGUCAUCGCUGUUCCCGUCAGACAUCGACACGACCUCGGCGCACCGGCACCAGACUCUGGAAGAUCUACGUUCGGAACUGAGGGAACGGAGCGCUACCAUCUCGGCGGAGCUGCUCGAGCUCGUCAACGCAAACUAUACUUCAUUCCUUAGCCUGGGCGACGAGCUCAAGGGCGGUGAGGAUAGGGUUGAGGAUGUGCGCGUUGCCCUGCUUGGAUUCCGUCGCGCCGUCGAUGACAUCAAAAGUCAGAUUGCAAAGAGGAAACGUGAUGUUUCUGAUGCCUGUGACGAGCUGGGUGCCGUAAGGCAUGGCAUCGAAACGGCGCGACGCAUGCUGGAGCUGGAUGAGAGGAUAGGGGCACUGGAGGCCAGGCUGGCUGUCGACAGUCUGCCCAAGGGCUCUGUGGAUGAUAUUUUUGACGACCUUAGUGACGAGGAUGACGAUGAAGAGGACGAUAUGGACGACAACGAUGACGGAGUGGAUAAAACGCUCGUUGGGAGCAGUCCAACGAGAUUACUUGCCCUGUCGAGAGAGUACAUGCUUGUCAACCAGGUGGCAGAUAUUGUUGGUAGAGAGACCCCUUUUGCGAGGCAGAUGGAGGAGAGAAUUCAAAGAUGCCGAAACACGCUCUUACUAGACUUGAAUACGGCAAGUAAAGAGGCGAAGAGCGCAGGACCCCGAGGUCAGAUUAGGAUUUUGAAGUACCUUGCCAUUUAUCGGCUAUUGGGGGCAGAGACAGAGGCGGUUUCUGUCUUCAAAAAGCGCUAA